Molecule: messenger RNA, 1992 nt
Organism: Stylophora pistillata
Lineage: Eukaryota; Metazoa; Cnidaria; Anthozoa; Scleractinia; Pocilloporidae
Product: contactin-associated protein-like 2
Source: RefSeq, a predicted model, not a curated record
AUAAAACCUGCAGUCAGAUCAAACUACUUAAUCUCACCAGUGGUUAUUACGUCAUCGACCCUGACGGAGAGGGCGGAGUCAAACCUUUCAAAGUCUACUGUAAUAUGACUGACAAGGACGGUGUUGGAGUGACAGUUGUCAGUCAUGACAGUGAAAGCAAAACACUGGUGGAUGGAUUUCCAGGCCGUGGCAGUUAUUCGCGCAAUGUCACUUACAAUGAAACCAGUCUCCUUCAGCUAGCAAGUCUAACAGCUUCAUCCACUCACUGUGAGCAGUUUAUAAAGUACGAUUGCUAUUACUCAAGACUCCUAAGAAAGGAUAAAAUGUAUGGCUGGUGGGUAUCCCGCGAUGGAGAGAAGAUGAAGUACUGGGGAGGAGUGGAUUCUGCCAUGGACAACAAAUGCGCAUGCGACUUGAACAAAACAUGUGCAGACCCUAAGUACGGAUGCAACUGCGACAAACUGGAUAGGACUUGGCGAGAAGACAGCGGUCUACUCACAAACAAGUACAAGCUUCCCGUGAAGCAGCUGCGGUUUGGAGAUACCGGCAAUACAAAUGAUGAUAUGGGAUACCACACACUUGGAAAGCUGAAGUGUUUUGGACUCAUUUAGAAUAAAUUUCAUAAAAGUAAAUUAUAAAUGUAUACCCUGUAUUUAUAAAUUAAAAGGCUGUCCGCUGCUUUUUGCUGAGGAAAUCGAUAAAUUUAUAUUAUAUGAAAACCACCAUAACUUUGACAAAUGUCGCACGCGUAAUAGGAUGUUAUACAUUACAAUAGGUACUGAAGGCGCGUUUUUAGAGGUAAGAAUAAAGGUAGAUGAAAAAGGAAACCGAGAAGAAGAGGGAACGCGAAAUGCCCAGCUCAUGACUUCAACUUAGGAGUUUUUUACGUUUUCCAUCAUAAGCUCGCAAUUUGCCCGUCGAGCAAAUUGAUUGUAAUUGAGAUCUGUUUUGUCUUUUUUCCCUUAUGAUUAAACUGAUGCAAAUAAAAGAAAAAAGGACAAGAGGUACGUACACAAUCUGGCUUAGUUUACCCGUGGUUAAUUUAUAUAAAGUUCUAAAACGAAAGUUUUUAAUACUGUUAAAAGCGUGCGUAAUGCAUUCAAUCAUUAAUGAGGGUGUCGCUUUUGUGUUGUUGCUUUUUCUCGUCGUCUAUUAGUGUUUUUUCACCGAUUAGUUUGCCUCUGUUGUUUUUCCUAUCACAUACUUUCGUUCACUAUUGUUUCUUUCGUAAUUAUUGGCGUGAAUUGCACUUUCAGUUAGUCGUUUUCGCAAGCAUUAAUUUUAGUUUUUCGUGCAUAUAUAAGCUUAGUUUUCUCUGUUUAGGGCCCUUCUUUUUUCGGUCGUCGCGCUAGUCGCAAUUCGCUUUCAAGCGGUUCCUUUGUUCUUCAUUUCGUCUUCGGAAAGUGUUAUUUCGUCGAGCGCAGUUUUGCAGUAAUCGUAACAAUGUAAUUACUGUCGUUUCAAGGUGGCUCAGUGUAUUUCUUUCCUAUCACCUUUACUUAAUCAAUUGUUGUAUUUUUGUAUUUAUUUAUUACUUUUAAGUUUCAACCCACAUCGUUCACCGUCAAUAAAUCGCCCUUUUUAUCAAUAAUUGUGGUGUUGAGAAGUUACGAUUGCCACAGUCAUAAACUGUGAAAAUUAAAGAGAUAAAUGAUAAGUAAUAAUUAAAGGAAAAGGCCUCACCUUCACCUAUCAAUCGGGCAACAGGCUCCUAAUUAAGUUUAGCAAUAGACCACGAUUAUGCAAAAAUCUCCGUUUCCUAUGAGAGUCUCCUAACCGAUGCUCUGUGGUGGGCAAGGCCCAUUACGAAGUUCGUAUUAGGAUCGGAAAUGUCGAUAGCGUCAUAUUUUGUUGAGUCUCAGCGGUUCAGUGGUGGAGCAUCGGGGCUAGGGUCUGCGCUUCGAUUCCUCGUGGGGAGUCACGCUCGUGACAAGACGAAAAUAUCUUCCUCAAUUUCUUUACCAAGUUCAAAACUUACUGGCCGUCUUUCUU